Molecule: messenger RNA, 2139 nt
Organism: Scomber japonicus (chub mackerel)
Lineage: Eukaryota; Metazoa; Chordata; Actinopteri; Scombriformes; Scombridae
Product: macrophage mannose receptor 1-like
Exons: 12
Coding region: 1-2139 (712 amino acids)
Source: RefSeq, a predicted model, not a curated record
AUGGAGAAAGUUGUUCUGGGCAUCAUAGCUGCGUCAGUGCUGUGUGUGGUCUCGUCACACGUUCAGCGUCAGUACCACUUUGUUUAUGAGAGGAAGAACAUGACUGAAGCUCAGAGUUACUGCAGAGACAAAUACACAGACCUGGCCACGAUAGACGACGAGGAGGAUGUGAAGAACCUGACAGACAUGGUGGAUUUAGACAAAUUGGGCCUCGAUGAAAACGGCUAUCCGACGGCCUGGAUAGGACUGUACGAUGACGUGAACAGCUGGAGGUGGUCACACACAGAUGCAGAGGUUGAGUUCACAAAGUGGCCCAGAGGCGGGCCAGACAACUCUGGGAGUGAUCAACACUGCACAGAGAUGUAUACUACUGGAGUAUGGAACGAUCUUCGUUGUGAUACACCCCGUCAGGCAGUCUGCUCUUAUGUGAGAGGGUCAAAUGUGACAUUUAUCCUCAUCACUACUACCAUGAAUUGGACUGAGGCCCAGAGCUACUGCAGAGCAAACUACACAGACCUGGUCACUGUGAGAAAUGAAGCAGAGAACCAGGAGGUGAAGGAUCUAGCUGAUGGACAACAGGUCUGGAUCGGCCUCUUCAGAGACUCCUGGAAGUGGUCUGAUGGAAGUAACUCCUCCUUUAGGUACUGGGCCUCAGUAGAACCUAACAACAAAGGGACGAAGGAGGAAUGUGUGGCAAUGAACUUCCACACUGGAUGUUGGGAGGACUGGAACUGUGACCGGAACAAACCAUUCAUUUGUUACAAAGAGAUGAUUGAGCCAAAGCACAAGAUGCGUGUGGGUCUGAAGAUGAACUCCGCUCUGGAUCUGAACAACCCUGAGGUGAUGGAGGAAGUCUUGAAGCAGCUCAAACAGAGGCUGAAGGAGAAGGGGGUGAAUGAAGACGUCAAACUGAGCUGGAAGAAGCAGCCUGAUGGAAAAGUCUUCCACAAGGAGAAGAAGAAGAAGAAGAGGAACAUUCCACCAAGAGAUGAUACGAUCUGGCCAGCCAUGGACCCAGUGCACAACCUCACACCAGUGAGCUGCUCAGGCCCCGUCUCAGCCUCCGUCGUCAACCACCGGGGGUUCCCGCUCAGAUUCCUGUCUCUGUCUUUCGGCCUCCUGCCCUGUCUCCAUUGGGGUCCUGUCUUCGCCUCCGUCGCCGGUCACCAGAGGGUUCCCAUCUCGGAUUCUGCUGCUGGUCUUCAAAGAGGUUCCGCCCUCGUUGCCAGCCUCCUGAAGUGCUCCACCUUGGCUACCAGCUUGACUAUGAGGGAGGUGCUGUGUGUGGUCUCGUCACACGUUCAGCGUCAGUACCACUUUGUUUAUGAGAGGAAGAACAUGACUGAAGCUCAGAGUUACUGCAGAGACAAAUACACAGACCUGGCCACGAUAGACGACAUGGAGGAUGUGAAGACCCUGACAGACAUGGUGGAUUUACACAAAUUGGGCCUCGAUGAAACCGGCCCUCCGACGGCCUGGAUAGGACUGUACGAUGACGUGAACAGCUGGAGGUGGUCACACACAGAUGCAGAGGUUGAGUUCACAAAUUGGUGGCCAGGCCGACCAGACAAUCAUGGGAGUGAUGAACACUGCACAAUGAUGUAUGGUAAUGGAGAAUGGAACGAUGUUCGUUGUGCCCUAACCCUUCAGGCAGUCUGCUCUUAUGUGAGAGGGUCAAAUGUGACAUUUAUCCGCAUCACUCGUCGCGUGAGUUGGACUGAGGCCCAGAGCUACUGCAGAGAACGCUACACAGACCUGGUCACUGUGAGAAAUGAAACAGAGAACCAGGAGGUGAAGGAUCUAGCUGGUGGAGAAAAGGUCUGGAUCGGCCUCUUCAGAGACUCCUUGAAGUGGUCUGAUGGAAGUAAGUCCUCCUUUAGGUACUGGGCCUCAGGAGAACCUAACAACGGGAAGGAGGCUUGUGUGGCAAUGAACUUCAACCGUUCUGGACGUUGGGAGGACUGGAACUGUGACCAGAACAAACCAUUCAUUUGUUACAAAGCUCCAACCACUGAAGAACCAAACUGGACUUCCCGACCUUUUCCAACAUCAGUCCCAUCAGCCUCCACACCAGCAACAACACAGAGUUUAACCUCCAGUUCAGGAAGCUUCACACCUUCAUCAUCCUCCAACCACUGA